UAAUGCCAGAGAAUUGACUUCGGCGGCCCGAAGGCUAUCGGGCUUGACCCUUUGCAUCUGAUGUGCAGUGCUGGGUUGCAGGCUCGGGCGUUACGUUUACAAACCAACAGUUGGCGGAAAUCCAAAUCUUGUCCUCUUUCUCUCCGAUCAGUUCAUUCUCCAUUUGGGGGAGAGAAGAAGAAGAAGAAGAAGAAGAAGAAAUGAUUCUAAGCAGGUCUCGGAUACAGGCGAUCUUGUCUCUAUUCGUCAAUGUUCAUCCUCAUGAGAUCUCGGCUCUGUUCUACUCCUCGUCCUGUUUCUUCUUCAUUCUGAGUGCAUAUUUUGUGGUUCUUCCAUUACGCGAUGAAGGUGCGAUAUCUUUAGGUUUGGGUAAACUUCCGGGCCUUUUUGUGGGUUCCUUAGCCCUCACGCUGGUUGCCGCCCCUCUUUCCACCCUCAUCUUCUCCUUGCCAAAUCUCUCCAAAGCAAAGGCCUUGGUCUUGAUACACAGGUUUUUUAGUUUGUCUCUUGUUUUAUUCUUCAUCCUAUGGUAUUCUUCUUCACCUGGGCAUUCAGUCUCCAAGUUGAAGGGUUUGAUCUUCAAAUCAUCUACCAUAAAAGAAGAGCUAAAGCUAGAGGUUAAUCCAUCCAAUUCUGCAAAUUCUGUUGGCUGGGAGGACCAUGGAUGGUAUUAUGUGUCAGUGAGAAUUGGCUUGUUCCUUUGGGUCGCUUUGCUGAAUCUUAUUACCAUAUCUUCAACCUGGGCUAGAGUAAUUGAUGUGAUGGACAGUGAGUCAGGUUCAAGAUUAUUUGGAUUCAUUGGUGCUGGUGCAACACUUGGCCAGCUUUUUGGAUCGUUGUUUGCCACAGGAAUGGCUUGGAUGGGACCAUAUUUACUAUUAUUUGCUGCUCUAUUGAUGGAACUUGCUGCACAGUCGUCAAAAAGGAUCAAUGAGGAUAUGCCUUAUCCCUCUGAAGAGCUAUAUCCCAUCAGAAAAGCUGACCUGAAUCAACAUGAUGAGGUGGUCACUGAAGAAAGCUCACCUGCUCAUAAAGGAUCUUCUCCUAGAUCCACUCCCGCAGCAAAACCUCAGAUUUGGGCAAUAUUAGAUGGAAUUCAACUUAUUUUAUCCUCAACAUACUUGUUGUACGUGUCAUUAUUUCUGUGGCUGAAUGCUGUUGUCUCUUCAUUCUUUUAUUUUCAGAAAGUAACUGUGAUUGCCAUGACUGUUGAAAGCCCCAUUGGCAGAAGACGAUUGUUUGCGCAAAUCAAUAGUUUCAUUGCUACUUUCAUUCUUGCUGGACAACUUACUUUAACGGGGCGCAUACUUACAGUUGCUGGUGUUACUGUGGCAAUAUGUUCUGCCCCAUUUGUUUCUUUCCUAAAUUUGUUUGCUAUAGCUGUGUGGCCAACCUGGAUUGCAGUUGCUGUUUGUGAGACCUUGAGAAAGGUGGUUACUUAUGUUGUAACCAGACCUGGGAGAGAACUCCUUUUUACAGUUAUCACACGGGAGGAGAAAUACAAAGCCAAGGUAUGCAUUGAUGUAAUUGUUCAAAGGCUUGGUGAUGCCACAGCAGCAGGACUGUAUAAGCUCCUAUUCAGCACUCUCAAUGGGAAAACAUCAACUGUUUCUCUCUAUGCCUUGCCUGUCUGCAUGGUAUGGAUACUUACGGCAUUUCAUUUAGGACGCCGGCAAGCAGAACUGGCAAAGUUGCAGCUUGUCUCCACCUGAAAUUUAAUCUUGAUCCGGCCGAUCUAAUGUACAUCUUUUUCGUUUUUAGGCUUUAGUUGUUUCUGUUGUCACUUGAGGUUAUGUGGCCGUAUAUGACUUUUAACCUGAGGUACUUUUUUUCUUUUUUUGGAAAAGUUAGCUUCAGCUAGUCUACAAAGAACUGUGAUGUAGCAUUACUAAUUAUUUUAGAAAUAAAUAUGGCAGAGCAAUGAAAAAGAGCAACAAAACCCUUUUAACAUGUUCUCUGAAUGAAUUGCUCCUGAGCGUUUUCAUAACAGAGGUUUGAAAAGAGGUUCCAGCAAACUUGGAAAAUAACAGAAGUUAUUUCUCAUAUUAUUAAUUGCACUGGCCACAGUGCUUAGAUGUGCUUAGUACAGUUAUUCUCUUCUGAAAAUUAGGUUUGUAUGUUUAUAAUUGGAUGACAGUAGCAGCAUCUUGGAAGCCUUCAACUUUGAGCACGGUAACAUACCAUUGCUCUGGUCCUUAACAAGUUUGCAAAGCUUUCCCAGAUUCAUCACUCUACUGGAACCCUCGAUGAUGUUGAAACCUGUGCAAAAGAAAAAAAAAAAAAAGGGUGUAACUAUUUGUUUUUUUCACAUCAUCAG
Messenger RNA from Diospyros lotus (date-plum), 2317 nucleotides. RefSeq lists its product as uncharacterized. Gene Ontology annotation, molecular function: ATP:ADP antiporter activity. Gene Ontology annotation, biological process: nucleotide transport. Lineage: Eukaryota; Viridiplantae; Streptophyta; Magnoliopsida; Ericales; Ebenaceae. The record is from RefSeq and is a predicted model, not a curated record. Gene Ontology annotation, cellular component: membrane. The transcript is spliced from 13 exons. The coding region runs from base 201 to 1712 and encodes 503 amino acids.